Molecule: messenger RNA, 5403 nt
Organism: Cataglyphis hispanica
Lineage: Eukaryota; Metazoa; Arthropoda; Insecta; Hymenoptera; Formicidae
Gene: mahj
Product: protein mahjong
Exons: 16
Coding region: 147-4868 (1573 amino acids)
Biological process (GO): protein ubiquitination
Cellular component (GO): Cul4-RING E3 ubiquitin ligase complex; nucleus
Molecular function (GO): protein binding
Source: RefSeq, a predicted model, not a curated record
AGAUUCCAGAUUCUACGGCUACAUCCUACUGAAUUCGUCGUCGUCCGUACAUUACUAAUUGCUAUUACUCCGUGAGUUGGUGUGGUCGCAAAGAAAACGGAAAAACCGUAUAUACAUUUUCAGUCUUGAAAUUGCUUGGAUAAAUAAUGGCAAAUGCAGAAUCACUUGCAGAAGUAACUGACGUUGUACAAAUUCUUCGACAAUGGGAAGAAGAACAUAAUUCACCAAUGUAUGACCCUAUUCCUGUUCUUCAGAGAUUAGCUGAUAUAAUAGAACUUGAGACAGAGAAUUAUAUGAAGAUGGAUCCAGAUCCGUUUGAUGAAAGGCAUCCCUCGCGCACUGAUCCGGAAUGUAAUUUUGGGCAUAUAUUAAAAGUUUUAUUCAGAAAGGAUAACUUUAUGACAAAGUUAAUAAAUGACUAUUUGAGAGACACAUACUGGUCUCGUGCAGGAAUAACUGGAAGAGACGUCAGAAAGUUGAACAUCGCCGCUUGCCGUUUGAUGCUAGACAUACUUCCAGGAUUAGAAACAUCAGCUGUAUUUCAACCAGAUAUGGAGGGCCUUAUACACAGAUUAUUCUCUUGGUCGGAGAAAAGUGUCGAACCGUUACAGAGCUACUCAACUGGUCUUUUGGCAGCUGCCAUGGAAGUUCAAGAUAUUGCUACAGGAUUUAGAGAUCAGAACGCUAAGAUGGUACCAUUGAUGCUGCAACGAUUACAUAAGUUACAGCAGAAAGCGCAUGAAGAUCGCCAGCAGAAAGCGCACGAAGAUCAUCAGAAGAAUGCCAGACCGUUCGCUCAUUUCGGACAAGAUAAAAACAGCAUUGUCGAUCUCGACGAUAAAGCCAUCCCUGGGAAACACAAAGCGCGAGAAAAGUGGCGAAAAAACGGAAUUGCAAAGAAGCAGGAGCUUUCUUCCGACGAGGAUGACUCCACGCACGAUGAUAUGCCAGCCAUCAAAAAGAAAAGGAGCAAUUCAGGUUGCGAAACGCCUGUGAAAAAUAGUGAUUUAUAUCCCGAAAUCAUGUCCCCGCCUCUGUAUGUUCCAAAAACUACGAACAAUUCCAUUAAUUCAGGGGUGACACCAUCCAAACAGAGCAGUUUGCAAUUCACGAGGAUUGCAAACGUACCGGCAUCCGUCAGAUGCAAUUUACAAAAGUUAUGUAAUUCGUCUCAGAAUUCCAGCACGUUGCUGGAGGGGAACUCGAAUUCAUCAUGGGCCGAAAUGGAAUCGUAUGUCAUUGGUAAUGUUCAAAUGCAUCCUCCUACUUUAGCUACUCGACAGAUGUUAAUCCUACGUUACUUGACACCUAUGGGAGAAUAUCAGGAAUUCCUAGGUCAUGUAUUUGAACAUAGCGCUCUGGAUUUGAUACUGAAAUAUAUUAAUGUACGAGAGACCAAAGAUAGCAGGCUUGCUUUCGAAGCCCUUAAAUAUCUCGCGUCCCUGCUGUGUCAUAAGAAGUUUUCGAUUGAGUUUCUCAACGUUGGCGGCUUACAACGGCUGUUAGACGUGCCGAGACCGAGCGUUGCAGCAACAGGUGUGUCUAUAUGUCUGUAUUAUCUUGCGUACUGCGAAGACGCUAUGGAACGAGUGUGUUUAUUGCCAAAACACAUAAUAUCCGAUCUUGUAACUUAUGCAUUGUGGUUACUGGAACGCAGUCACGACUCCGGACGAUGUCAUGCGACUAUGUUCUUUGGUUUUUCUUUUCCAUUCAAAGUCAUAUUGGAAGAAUUUGAUGCACAGGAUGGCUUGAGAAAAUUAUUUAAUGUGAUAUCUACAUUACCAAUCUUAAACGUUGAAGAAGAAUCAACUAUAAAUGACGAUGAAGAAUGUGCAUCGAGGCAAAUUGUGCGACAUGUCGCUGUUGCUUUGAAAAGAUACAUGGAAGCACAUUUGCAUAUGAAAGCAGAACAAUUACAACGGGCAGAAAAUGUUAGAGCUGAACGCGAUACAUGGCAGCCUUCAUUACCACCUUAUAAGGCUUGCAAACUUAGUAGCGAAGAAGUUCAAGCAAAGGUAGAACUACUUCAAGAAUUAAUGUCAGUCAGAGCAGUGUGGCCGCCGGUGGAAGAACUUCAUCGUUUGGGUGGUAUCACAUUGCUCUUGCAAAUCAUAGCGUUUGCUCGUGAGUGGAAUUACAGCGGACGGGUACAUGCCACAUCCAGUGCAGAGACAGUUCGAUCAUGUUUGGAUGUAAUCGCAAUUUGUUCUGUUGUGCCUAAAGUUAUGUUGCUGCUAUGCGAAAGAGUUGAUAUGCCAGAUAUGUCAAUGACAAUGGCAAUUAAUCUCUUGCUAGCUGCAGCUGAAUGUGAAAUUAUUGCAGAUGCUGAUGUACAGAGAGCAGCACUUAGAGCUGUAAUUAAUUGUGUAUGUGCUCCCAUAAACAGAGUUGGAGGAAAUGUAGCCAGAUAUUCCAUAACUGGAUCUGCUAAGAAAAAGGCAAACAUGCACAACAGUGAAGAAUUAAUACAGAAAGUAUGGGAAAGCGUUAGGUCAAACAACGGAAUAAUGGUAUUAUUGCAAUUAAUGAUGGUGAAAACGCCUAUCACUGAUGCUGACAGCAUACGAGCAUUAGCGUGUCGUGCGUUAGCUGGAUUAGCACGUAGUGAGAAAGUUAGGCAGAUUAUUAGCAAGCUACCAAUGUUCACAAAUGGUCAAAUUCAAUCACUUAUGAAAGAUCCUAUUUUGCAAGAGAAACGACAAGAACAUGUCACUUUUCAAAAAUAUGCUCUUGAAUUAAUGGAAAGAGUUUCUGGUAAAGCAAAACCAACAGGCGCAGAAUAUGAAAUUUCCUUAGUUAGUUUACACAGGGCGAAUGUUGUAGCACAAACAAGGAUACAAUAUAAUGAACAACAACUUAAUCAGUUAAUAUAUCAGCAUCUCGUUUCGAAAGGUUUGAUUGAAACGGCUAACACAUUGCAUAGAGAAGCAAAUUUGGAAUCAUCUACAAUUUUGAGAUCUACAAUAACAUAUCAACCGUUUACAUACCGAAAUCCUACAAAUGUAACUCCAAGAAAUAGUUUUUCUCCUGGUGCCCCUGUCAACUUGUACAACACAAGCAGAUGUACACAAAGAGAACCCAGAAAUAAUGCCACUCCCACAUCAUCGUCUCGAUUUAUAUCUCAUACAGGAGCAUGCACUGGUUCACCAUCUGUAAAUAAUAAUAUCCGAUUAAAACUUACAGACUGCCUAAAUCAAAAUGUUAUUUCGAACAAUGUGAAUCAACCUAUUAAACUACAAAUUAAUCAGAAGAAAUCAUUGUCAUCCGAUAGACAACCUCUAGUCAUCCCAACGAGUUAUCAAUCUAUGACUCAACCAAUCAGUUGUAGAUCUUUACAAAAACAGAUUUCCAGAGAUCCUGGAGGUGGUGGAGGACCUGGUGUAGCUACUUCCAGUGUAUCUGUUACUCUUGAUUCUAUUAUUACAGAAUAUUUAACCAAUCAACAUGCUCUUUGUAAAAAUCCUAUGGUAACAUGUCCACAAUUUAAUCUUUUUGAGCCACAUAAGUGCCCAGACCCAUGUACAAAAAAUUCUUCACCUACAAACGUAACAGUGAGAUUAGCAAGGCGAGCAUUAGGAAUGGAUAGUAGAACAUUAGAUAGAAGAUACAUUUACAGCCGUUUUUGUCCUGUAAAAACUUUUCGGCCUACUGACGUAGGAGGAAUAUUUACUUGUUGUACUUUCUCGCCUUGUACACAAUAUCUCAUUUUGGGCACCCAUGCUGGAGACAUCAAAAUGUUCAAUAUUCAUACAGGCAUGGAGGAGGCAACUUAUCAAUGUCACGAAUCAUAUGUAUAUCACAUGGAAUGUAAUCAACGUGGUAAUCUUUUAUUAACAUCAACUGCUUGGAGAAGUCCUAUGUCAGCACUCUGGGAUAUAGGAGCGUUUUUCGAAAUGAAAUUACCUUUAGAGAAUGAAGAUUAUGUUGAGUUCGGAAAGUUGCAAGAUAGAAUAAUUGGCACACAAGGAGAAAGCGCGACGAUAUAUGAUAUAGGAACUGGAAAAUUAUUAACAACUUUGACGCCAUCAAUUUCAAAUCAAUACACUAAGAAUCGUGCAACUUUUAGUAUGAAUGAUGAAUUGGUUCUUAGUGAUGGCAUAUUGUGGGACGUUAAUUCGGGCAAGGAAAUUCAUAAAUUCGAUAAAUUGAAUCAAACUUUAAACGGAGUUUUUCACCCAAAUGGAACCGAAGUUGUGUCUAAUACUGAAGUAUGGGAUUUGAGAACAUUUCAUUUACUUAAGACAAUUUCUACUCUUGAUGAAAUGGAAGUGAUUUUUUCACCGGUCAACAAUAUUAUAUAUGCAGUUGCGUUAGAUGUACAAGAGGCUGAAAGCGAUUCUCACUAUGUGACUUCUUUUAAGACUCUAGAUGCUUUAGAUUAUAGCAAUAUUGCAACUUGCGAUGUAAAAAGAGGAAUUUAUGGCCUUGCAUGUAACAAAUAUGACACUCAAAUUGCCAUAGUGGAAAAUAUAGGAGAUUUCUCGAGCAUACAGGAAUCAUGCGUUAGAUUAUAUGAUGUUGGAAGACGAAGAGACGAUGAAGAUGAAGCUGAUGAGGAUGAUGAAGAGGAGGAUCUUGAUGCUAGUGAUGAUGAUGGUUCUAAUUCUGCAUCUGAUGAUAAUAAUGCAGAUGAUGGUGAUAAUGCAGAUGCUGGUGCAGAAGACAAUGGCGAUGAUAACGAUCAGAAUGACAGGGAAAAUAAUGAUGAUGAUGGCGAUGAUGAAGAUGGCGGAGAUGGAGAUGAUUCUGGCGACGAUAGUGCAGAUUACGAUCCUAGUGUCGACAUUCACGAUCUCUCCGAUGAUUUUUCUUUAUCCGAUGAUGGACUAAUGGAUGGUUUCGAGAUAUUUUUUCGAGAAUAUCAUUAAUAAUCCCUUGUGUAUACACACACAUGUACACAUGCAAUACAUACACAAAAUAAGUAUUAUAAACAAAAUUUCAUUACAAUAUAUCUCUCACACAUACACGCACACACACACACAACAUAUACAUUAUUUGCACUCUUUAAAUGUAUAAAUAUUUUCAAUUGAUUUAAUAUUGUAAUUUGAAUACUUCUGUUCGUUUUACACGAGAAUAUAAAUAUGUGUCUGUACUUUUAAAAUUACAGAUGUGAUUGAUUGUAAAUGAUUAUUGCCAGCUUUUUCUUUGAUUAUUGAAUAAAAACCUGUUAUAUAUUCUUUUCAAUCAAAUCUUAAAUAUCUGUCUGUGAUCAAAAUAUUAACUGAUAUGAUAUAUACAUGAAUGUUGUCUAUCAUGUGUUUGAAGCAAUGUGAACCGAGGUAAAAGAUAAAAUACUUGAGAAGAAUGAGAGUUUAAGAUAACACGCAGCAAAUUUACUCUUCAAUUUUGCCACGAGUUUUGGAGACAAGAAUAAAAAAUAUUGUAGAGAGCUUUGAGAUAAUA